AUGCUUAGACCUAAUGAUUUUACUUUCUUAGAAGCAUCUCUUGUCCCAAAAUCCAUAAAUUGGUGUAUUUUGUGUUAUGGACAUAAAGAGCUGUACUUCCAGGCUCUUGAAGGAACUUUGAGUGAUAAAAUCCAGGACCUAUUAGCUAUAAGUGUCCCGUGCAAGAGGAAUAAGUCUACUAAAGCUUCCUCUCGCAGUGACUAUUCUGAGGAAACUGUCAAGGCAUUCCUUGAAACCCUCAACAAAGAGCACACUGCGAACCUUGACAAAACAAACAAGGUUGUUGAUGAAUCUGCAAACUUUUGCAAGGAGACGACCCAAAAAGUUGAUAAACAAAUUUCUGAUGCUCGAUCCUUUAUGAGUACUUUUCAGAAUUCUUUUGAGACAAACACUGCAAAGGCGAAUGCGAUGAUAACCAGUCUUGGAUCUACCCUUCGUACUGAGAAGGAUCAUAUUGAGAAUGUCUGCACUGGCAUCAAAACUAACAACACAGAGUUUCACUCUUCCAUCUCUUCCAAAAUAGACAAGCUUCAUGAAGAUUUGGCUAUAAAGAACAAAAUAAUGCAUAAGCUCCCCAUCAAAACAAAAAAAAAUGAAGGUCCUAUCUAUCUGGCUAGCACAUGUUGA
Messenger RNA from Lactuca saligna, 627 nucleotides. The record is from the annotation of a GenBank genome assembly. Lineage: Eukaryota; Viridiplantae; Streptophyta; Magnoliopsida; Asterales; Asteraceae.